GUGUUACAGCCCCUGCGGGGGAAAGGCGUUUAUGUUUAUGGCCAUUUUACGGAAGUUUGUGUUGGUUAUCAAUGUGAGAACUGUUGAGUAAAUAGCUAGCUAACAUUAGCACUGCUACUAGGGUUAGCUUCCUAACACUUGGCUAGCUGACCAUCUAAUCCCUUUCCGCCUCAUGAAAAUAGCAUUCCCUCCUUCGAACGCACAAAAACACCUGACGGGAAUUAAGAAACUAUAAAUAACUAGAGAAACCUUCAGCGGGUCUUGGAUUUUAUCGAAAUAAUAUACUGCACAGUCGAUUAAGCAACGGACUACAGAGGUUGUAGGUGAGGGCUAUUUCCUCCUGCACAUGAAGCUCUCUUGCGGCUGAAGUCUUUCACUGCUGCCUCCUUCCGUCUGCGUCUGUCAUUACAACAUGUCCUCCUCAUCCUCCUGCUCUUCCUCGGGGGAGACCAGCCCCGAAGAUGUGCCCCGCGGAGGGGGCACCAUCCGCGUCUACCUCCCCAACAAGCAGCGGACAGUGGUGAACGUCCGGCCGGGGCAGACCGUUUAUGACAGCUUAGAUAAGGCCCUAAAAACGCGUGGCCUGAGCCAGGACUGCUGUGCUGUGUUUCGACUCCUGGAGGGUCGUAAGAGGCUGACUGAAUGGAACACAGACAUCACCCCACUGGUAGGGGAAGAACUGCUGGUGGAAGUGCUUGACGAUGUCCCUCUCACCAUGCACAACUAUGUCCGGAAAACAUUCUUCAAGUUAGCAUAUUGUGACUUUUGUCACAAGUUUCUGUUCAAUGGGUUCAGAUGUCAGACAUGUGGCUACAAGUUUCACCAACACUGCAGCAGCAAAGUCCCGACAGUCUGUGUGGACAUGGAUACGAUGACAAAACGAUCAAUCCCCAACAAUUACCCGGACAGCAAUUACCCAGACGACUGCCCCCAAAUACCUAUACUGAUAAUGCCAGACGGCUCCAUACCAGGAAAUGAUUCAGCCUUAACACCUGACCCUGGCGGGCUGAACCUCCUGUCCCCCACCUCCGCCUUCCGCUUCCCCCUACCCGGGGCCGACGGCCAGUCCCUGCAGCGGCACCGCUCCACCUCCACACCCAAUGUCCACAUGGUCAGCACGGUGGGGCCCGCUGGCACCAGCAUCAUAGAGGAUGCAAUAAAAAACAGCACAAUGGGACCAGAGGCGUCCCCAAAGCCCUCCACCAGCCCCCCUUCCAUGGGCUCUCCUGGCCGACGACCCCCCAAAUCCCCCUCAGAGCACAAGGAGCGCAAACCCUCCUCAUCUGACGACAAAAAGAAAGUGCACCGCGGAGGCUACAGGGACUCCAGCUACUACUGGGAGGUGCAGUCGCGGGAGGUGAACAUCCAGAAGAGGAUCGGAGCGGGCUCCUUCGGGACGGUCUUCAAGGGCAAGUGGCACGGCGACGUGGCCAUCAAGAUCCUCAAGGUGACAGAACCCACCCCCGAGCAGCUACAGGCCUUCAAGAACGAGAUGCAGGUCUUACGAAAGACGCGCCAUGUCAACAUCCUGCUGUUCAUGGGCUUCAUGACGAGGCCCCACUUCGCCAUCAUUACGCAGUGGUGCGAGGGCAGCAGCCUCUACCGCCACCUGCACGUCAUCGAGACCAAGUUCGACACCAUGCGCCGCAUCGACGUGGCGCGCCAGACGGCACAGGGCAUGGAUUAUUUACAUGCCAAGAAUAUAAUUCAUCGGGACCUGAAAUCAAACAACAUCUUCCUGCACGAGGGCUGGACGGUGAAGAUCGGCGACUUCGGCCUGGCCACAGUGAAGUCCCGCUGGAGCGGGUCGCAGCAGGUGGAGCAGCCCAGCGGCUCCAUCCUGUGGAUGGCUCCUGAGGUGAUCCGGAUGCAGGACACCAACCCCUACACCUUCCAGUCAGAUGUCUAUGGCUACGGAGUGGUCCUGUUUGAGCUCAUAUCCAGCACGCUGCCUUAUUCCAACAUCAACAAUCGGGAUCAGAUCAUCUUCAUGGUGGGCCGAGGAUACCUGUCGCCAGAUCUCAGUAAACUCUCAGCGAACUGCCCCAAGUCUAUGAAGAGGCUCAUCAUCGACUGUCUCAAAUUCAAGCGUGACGAGCGGCCCCUAUUCCCACAGAUCCUGGUGGCCAUUGAGCAGGUCCAGGAGCUGUUGCCAAAAAUCGAGAGGAGUGCCUCGGAGCCUUCCCUGCACCGGGCUGUGCACGCCGAGGACCUGAACCCGCUGCUGUUCCACACCACCAGGCUCAUGCCCUUGUGAGGGCACUAUGCCACACCAUGGCCAGAGGGUGCCAGUGAGAGAGAGAGAGAGACGGAGAGAGAGAGAAAGAGAAACAGGGAGAAAGAGAACAAGCAACUUCCCAGCCCCUCUAGUUCCUUUUGGAGCCUGACUGCUGCUGCACAU
Alosa alosa (allis shad) is the source of this 2401-nucleotide messenger RNA. It is a transcript of the gene araf, whose product is annotated as A-Raf proto-oncogene, serine/threonine kinase. Gene Ontology annotation, molecular function: ATP binding; protein kinase activity. Gene Ontology annotation, cellular component: cytosol; mitochondrion. Gene Ontology annotation, biological process: protein phosphorylation; signal transduction. The transcript has 16 exons. Lineage: Eukaryota; Metazoa; Chordata; Actinopteri; Clupeiformes; Clupeidae. Bases 413 to 2257 code for a protein of 614 amino acids. The record is from RefSeq and is a predicted model, not a curated record.